AUGGAUAUGCACUGCAAAGCAGACCCCUUCUCCGCGAUGCACCCAGGGCACGGGGGUGUGAACCAGCUCGGGGGGGUGUUUGUGAACGGCCGACCCCUGCCCGACGUGGUGAGGCAGCGCAUCGUGGAGCUAGCCCACCAGGGUGUGCGGCCCUGCGACAUAUCCCGGCAGCUGCGGGUCAGCCACGGCUGUGUCAGCAAAAUCCUGGGCAGGUACUACGAGACUGGCAGCAUCAAGCCCGGAGUGAUAGGUGGCUCCAAGCCCAAAGUGGCGACGCCCAAAGUGGUGGACAAGAUUGCUGAAUACAAGCGACAGAACCCAACUAUGUUCGCCUGGGAAAUCCGUGACCGGCUCCUGGCUGAGGGAAUCUGCGACAAUGACACAGUGCCCAGUGUCUCUUCCAUCAACAGGAUCAUCCGGACCAAAGUUCAGCAGCCUUUUCACCCAACGCCCGAUGGGGCUGGGACCGGAGUGACUGCACCCGGCCACACCAUUGUUCCCAGUACGGCCUCCCCUCCUGUUUCCAGCGCCUCCAAUGAUCCAGUGGGAUCCUACUCCAUCAACGGGAUCCUGGGGAUCCCUCGCUCCAAUGGCGAGAAGAGGAAACGUGAUGAAGUCGAGGUAUACACUGAUCCUGCCUACAUUAGAGGAGGUGGAGGUUUGCAUCUGGUCUGGACUUUAAGAGAUGUGUCCGAGGGCUCAGUCCCCAAUGGAGACUCCCAGAGUGGCGUGGACAGUUUGCGGAAGCACUUGCGAGCUGACACCUUCACCCAGCAGCAGCUGGAAGCUUUGGAUCGGGUCUUUGAGCGUCCUUCCUACCCUGACGUCUUCCAGGCCUCAGAGCACAUCAAAUCAGAACAGGGGAACGAGUACUCCCUCCCAGCCCUGACCCCUGGGCUUGAUGAAGUCAAGUCAAGUCUAUCUGCAUCCACCAACCCCGAGCUGGCCAGCAACGUGUCAGGCACGCAGACAUACCCCGUUGUGACCGGUCGUGACAUGGCGAGCACCACUCUGCCUGGUUACCCCCCUCACGUGCCCCCCACUGGCCAGGGAAGCUAUCCCACCUCCACCCUGGCAGGAAUGGUGCCUGGGAGCGAGUUCUCCGGCAACCCGUACAGCCACCCCCAGUACACGGCCUACAACGAGGCUUGGAGAUUCAGCAACCCCGCCUUACUAAGUUCCCCUUAUUAUUAUAGUGCCGCCCCCCGGGGCUCCGCCCCUGCCGCUGCUGCCGCUGCCUAUGACCGCCACUAG
Pteronotus mesoamericanus is the source of this 1254-nucleotide messenger RNA. It is a transcript of the gene PAX2, whose product is annotated as paired box 2. The transcript has 11 exons. Bases 1 to 1254 code for a protein of 417 amino acids. The record is from RefSeq and is a predicted model, not a curated record. Gene Ontology annotation, biological process: anatomical structure development; regulation of transcription by RNA polymerase II. NCBI's taxonomy places the organism in Eukaryota, Metazoa, Chordata, Mammalia, Chiroptera, Mormoopidae. Gene Ontology annotation, molecular function: RNA polymerase II cis-regulatory region sequence-specific DNA binding; DNA-binding transcription factor activity, RNA polymerase II-specific.